Molecule: messenger RNA, 786 nt
Organism: Eruca vesicaria subsp. sativa (arugula)
Lineage: Eukaryota; Viridiplantae; Streptophyta; Magnoliopsida; Brassicales; Brassicaceae
Source: the annotation of a GenBank genome assembly
AUGGAUCCGAACACAAAAACAAUUCUCUUUUUCGCAUUGUUCUCUCUUUAUUCAUCUUUCUCUAACAUUUCAGUCGCUGAAACACCGUAUACGUACGAUCAAAAUCCAGAGAAUGGACCAGAGGGAUGGAGCAAACUAGAACAUCAAUGGAAAAUUUGUAACCACGGGAAACUCCAAUCUCCGAUUGAUCUCACUAAUGCAAGAGUUAGUAGUGCUCAUGAUGACGCAUGGAAAAUACACCACAAACCAGCCGAGGCUGUAAUUAUGAGCAGAGGACACGACAUUAUGGUAUCGUGGAAAGGAGAUGCUGGAAAAAUGGUGAUAGAUCAUACGGAGUUUAAAUUGGUGCAAUGCCACUGGCAUUCACCGUCUGAGCAUACCGUUAAUGGAACUCGUUAUGACAUGGAGCUUCACAUGGUUCACACGAGUGCUCAGGGCCAAACCGCAGUGAUAGCAGUUCUUUAUAAAAUAGGAAGACCUAAUGAGUUUCUCACAACGCUACAAAAUGAAAUAAAAACUGUGGGGAAAGAAGAGAAGAAACUAGGGAUCGUGGAUCCAAGAACUAUUGGUUUUCACAAGCAGAAAUUCUAUAGAUACGUUGGCUCUCUCACUGCUCCUCCAUGCACUGAAGGUGUUAUUUGGACCGUCGUCAAAAAGGUGAAUACAGUAUCAAUGGAGCAACUUGCAGCUCUGAGGGAUGCUGUCGAUGAUGGGUUUGAGAGAAAUUCAAGACCGGUUCAAGAGACAAAUGGAAGAUCGGUUUGGUUAUACGAAACAAAUGUUUGA